This is a messenger RNA of Populus trichocarpa (black cottonwood), 2608 nucleotides long. Its product is annotated as zinc finger CCCH domain-containing protein 18. NCBI's taxonomy places the organism in Eukaryota, Viridiplantae, Streptophyta, Magnoliopsida, Malpighiales, Salicaceae. The record is from RefSeq and is a predicted model, not a curated record. The coding region runs from base 406 to 2145 and encodes 579 amino acids. Gene Ontology annotation, molecular function: RNA binding; metal ion binding. The transcript has 9 exons.
GGGAGAGUUGAUUUGAACUAAAGACAAAGGCGCCUUUAAAAGCAAUAUCCUCUCUGUCAUUUUGGGUUGGUUUUUAUUUUAUUUUUGUUUCAAGGAUGGUGUCGUUUUUGUGGAGAAUGGAGAGCUAGAGAAGAAGAUAAAAAUAGCUAAAAAAACAGAGAAGACAGGCAGGCAGAGAAAUAGAGACACACAGAGAGAGAAAGCGAGACAUAGUGAUCUAUCAAACAUGGCCAUGGAGAAGGAGGGAAGAUUGUUUGAGGCUUUGGUUUGGUUUGUUUGACUUUGUUUCUUCCAUUCUUUAUUAUACACACAGAAGCUUGUUAAAUCUUGGUGGGGUUAAAGUGUUGGCAGACGAUGUAUUUAUUAAUAUUCACAGUCUUUAUCUUCUAGGGUUGAGAAUUUGAAAUGGAUUUUUCAGAGUCCACAAAGGUUGUGUACAAUAGAAUCCAGGAGAUAGAGCCUGAAUUCGUCGGCAAGAUCAUUGGCUAUAUUCUGUUACAAAACCAUGGUGAGAGAGAAAUGAUUCGGCUAGCCUUUAGCCCUGAUAAUUUGAUUUACGCUACGAUUAGCAAAGCCAAAUCUGAUCUGGGGCUAAACAAAACACCAGUUCCGAAUCCAAUUUCACCUUCUCAGGUGAACCCGGCACCUGUUUCAGAUGUUCAUCUGCAAUUCAUUCCUAACACAGCAGUUUCAUCACACCCAAUUUCCUCUCCAAUAAAGAUUAGGACUGCAGGUUCUUUCUGGGAUGCCCAAGUAACUGGUGACCAGCAACAGGCGCACAACCUGGAUUUUGGUCCACCAGGGUACUCAGAAAUGCUCCCUGAAGAUUACCGGCUUCAAAACCAAAUGCAGUUCUUGACUUCGGAUGAUCAGUUAGAGUUUGUUAAUUCUGACUUUUCUAGCAGUUACUUUUACCCAGAACCAGCAUUAGGUCCUAGGACUAGUAGAAGGUCUCCAAGCUUGCCUGAAUUUCCUGUUAAGAUUUGCCAUUACUUCAAUAAAGGGUUCUGCAAGCAUGGGAACAACUGUAGGUAUUUCCAUGGCCAUCCCAUGCCAGAAAGCUUUUCUCAGAUUCUCAGUCUGAAUUCGAAUGAGAUUGCAAACGAUGAACAUUUUAUCUCACCUGGCUCUCUUGAAAAGCUUGAAUUGGAGCUCACUGAGCUUUUGAAAUCAAGAAGAGGGGUGCCAGUUUCAAUUGCCUCUUUGCCAAUGAUGUAUUAUGAGAAGUAUGGGAGGAUGCUGCAGGCCGAGGGGUAUCUUACGGAGAGCCAGAGACAUGGCAAGGCAGGUUAUAGUCUAACAAAGCUCCUAGCUCGAUUGAAGAAUAGCAUUCGUCUCAUUGACAGGCCUCAUGGGCAGCAUUCAGUGAUUUUGACAGAAGAUGUUCCAAAGUACUUGGAGUAUGCUGGUGAGAGGAAUGAUCCCGGUGGAAUUGUUGCUGGUUCUAGGCAGAUCUAUCUUACCUUUCCAGCUGAAAGUACCUUUACAGAGCAAGAUGUUUCCAACUAUUUCAGCAAAUUUGGGCCCGUUCAAGAUGUUAGGAUUCCAUGCCAGCAGAAGAGGAUGUUUGGAUUUGUGACUUUUGUUUUUGCGGAGACUGUAAAGCAGAUACUAUCAAAGGGGAAUCCUCAUCAUGUUUGUGGGGCUCGUGUUCUUGUGAAACCUUACAGGGAAAAAUCAAGGCUUGUUGACAGGAAGUACGCUGAGAAAAUACAGCACCCUUUCUUUUACAGCCAACACUUCAUAGAUGGAGAUUCUGAGCUUCACUCUGUGCCGAGAGUUUGUGAUAAUUCAAGAUUACUCAGGAAGCAGCUCAUGGAGGAACAUGAGCAGGCACUUGAACUUGAGAGAAGGCGUCUCUCUGAGUUUCAGCUUGCGCCUAAACCCCUGGCUCGUCAUGCAUAUCAUGGCCACUCUAUGGAUGAGUUCAAGCUCUCAGAAGCCUGUGCAGAACAAGCAGACCAGUUCCCAUCUGCUGAGCAUUUCAAUUACUGGUUUGACGUUUUGAAUAAUGGUUCCACCAGCGAGGAAAAGCAUAGGCAUACAAGGACCAAUUGCAGUGAGCAGGAUAGCAACCAAGGAGUUAAUCUUCCCGAGAGCCCGUUUGCAUCUGCAAUAGGGAAAGGCAUUUCAACAGUUAUAUAGAGUAAGGCACAGAAGAAUUAUAGAGUUAGAGGACUGAAUUCCAAGACCAUUUUCGAGGGUUUCAGACACCAGGACCUCCGUUUCUUAAAAAAAAAAAAAAAAAAAUUACCUAAACUUAAUCGGUGAGCGUCAUAGGUCAGAUACCAACUGAAGGAGAGAAGCUAGAACUGUUCUCCAUGUUACUUGGUGGAGAUUGCAAAGACGACAGAUACAUAAAGUUAAUAUGUUACAGGUUUCAGAGCCUUUUUUUUUCUUUUCUUUUUUUAAAAAAAAUUGAUGUAAUCACAGAAAGCAAUCUAGAGAGCUUACUGUUCUCUAGAAGGGAAAAAAAAUGUAAGAUAGUCUGCUUUAGAUGGCUAAGGAAGUAGAACAAUGUGCAGGGUUCAGAGAGAGAGCAAGAAAGGUGUAGAGCAGCUUGCUGCCAAGAAUAGUAAGAAAUGCUAAUAAGCCUAAUUUUUACAAA